This is a messenger RNA of Cuculus canorus (common cuckoo), 5052 nucleotides long. Its product is annotated as cytochrome P450 27C1. Gene Ontology annotation, molecular function: iron ion binding; heme binding; oxidoreductase activity, acting on paired donors, with incorporation or reduction of molecular oxygen. The record is from RefSeq and is a predicted model, not a curated record. The coding region runs from base 945 to 2582 and encodes 545 amino acids. Lineage: Eukaryota; Metazoa; Chordata; Aves; Cuculiformes; Cuculidae. The transcript is spliced from 9 exons. Gene Ontology annotation, biological process: cortisol metabolic process; C21-steroid hormone biosynthetic process; glucocorticoid biosynthetic process. Gene Ontology annotation, cellular component: mitochondrial inner membrane.
AUUGUGGCCUCAAAAAUAUAAAUGUAGAAAAAUAAACAGAAGGAAAACACAGGCAAAUAACUUUGAUGCUCGCUAGACUUAUUUUCCAACAUUUUAUUCAUAACUAAGUUGUGGAAAUGUGGAUCUUCCCUGAGACUUUCCUUUGUCCUCAAGUUUUACCUGAGCUUCUGAUCCUGCUAAAACCGAAGCAGUCUCUUCCACAUGGUUUCUGAAACUGAUCAACAUUUUACAGAUUAUCAUAAGCAUCUUCAGUACAGAAAUAGGUAUGAAGACAAACACUUUUGAAACUGCAAAACAAACGGAUAUGCAGGUUGGAGCUCAAAUUCUCAGUGUGUAAUUACAGACCUACAGGGCCAAAAUGGGGGGAAGUGGUGAAAAACUACACAGUUACAGGGCACUGGUUCUUUUCUACAAAGGUCGAUGUGAGCUGCUUAUGGGGUAUAUCCAGUCCAAAAGAGAAAUCGUUCUGCAACACAACAUCCCUGGAUGGAAUCGUAGAACAGUUAGGGUUGGAAGGGACCUUAAGGAUCAUCUAGUUCCAACCCCUCUGCCAUGAAUGCUGUGAUUUAUAUGAACUGUCUAAAACCACUGAGCUUUGUCUGUGGAUACAGAUGUGUUCUCCACCUAUUAUGGGAUGCUGAAUGGUGCUAGGAGAACUUCGCACAGAAAACAGUGUGUUUCCUAACAUACGGGAAUAAAGUAAUGCUACAGGAAAAAAAAAAGCCCUAAACCCACCUUUUUAACGAAGGAGAAAGAUGGGAUAAUCUUUAUGUGAGCUUUUUGCUAAACCAACGGGGAAAAGAGGGGGGAAAACUAAACUUCGGCUGCAUGCUUAAUGGGUAAAUUUAUCUGAUUUGAAUUAUACGAAAUAAUAGGUUCGUUCUAUUCGAGUCUCACCCCAGACCCACCCCCUCCUCCAGCCCCAGGGGAGGGAGCGUUAAAUAAUGGUCUGUGUAAGCCGAUGCUGGUGCGGCGCGGCUUCGGGGGAGCGCGGCUGGUGCAAGUUAAAGCAGGCGGCGAGGAAAGAGCAGCCGAAUAAGCAGCAGCUGCCGGAGCCGAAGGGGACCCUCCCGGCACGGAGGCAUGUCGCUGCUCAGCCGGGUGCUGGCGCUGGGCUGCCGGCAGCCGCGGGAGCCCGAGCGCCGCCUCUCCCGGGCGCUUCUCGCCCGCUCGCCCCGGGACAAAGGAGGCGAUCAGCCCGCGCUGCCGCGGCGCCGCCGGGGCAGGGUCAAGAGCCUGCAAGAAAUGCCGGGGCCCAACACUCUCUACAACCUCUACGAGUUCUUCUGGAAGGACGGCUUCGGCCGCAUCCACGAGAUUCAGAUCGCGAUAUGGUUGCUCAAGUCCUCCGGGCAGAAGGCAGAGCACCACAAAGAGCCAACAUGGAGUCCUGGCAGGAAUACAGAGACUUACGAGGAAGAGCCACUGGACUUAUUUCUGCGGAGGGGGAACAAUGGCUAAAAAUGAGAAGUGUACUGAGGCAAAAAAUUCUGAAACCCGAAGAUGUGGCUGUUUACUCUGAAGGAGUCAAUGAAGUUAUCACAGACUUAAUUAAAAGAAUCCACACCCUCAGAAGUCAAGAGGAUGAUGGGGAAACAGUGACCAAUGUUAACAACCUUUUCUUCAAGUAUUCAAUGGAAGGUGUGGCAACUGUUCUGUAUGAAUGCCGGUUGGGCUGCCUGGAAAACAACAUCCCACAACAGACUGUUGAAUAUAUUGAGGCUCUGGAGUUGAUGUUUAGUAUGUUUAAGACCACUAUGUAUGCAGGUGCUAUUCCCAAAUGGCUUCGUCCACUUAUUCCAAAACCCUGGAGAGAGUUCUGCAGAUCCUGGGACGGACUCUUCAAAUUUAGUCAAAUCCAUGUUGACAACAAAUUGAAGUCUAUUCAGUCUCAGCUGGACCGAGGAGAAGCAGUGAAUGGUGGGCUACUUACACACCUCCUGGUGAGCAAGGCACUUACUUUGGAAGAGAUUUAUGCCAAUAUGACUGAAAUGCUUCUGGCAGGAGUGGACACGACUUCUUUUACUUUGUCCUGGGCAACAUACUUGUUGGCAAAACACCCUGAGGUUCAACAACGUGUUUAUGAGGAAAUAGUCAAUAAGCUGGGGAAAAACCAAGUUCCUGUUGCUCAUGAUGUCCCCAAAUUGCCUUUGAUUAGAGCUGUGCUGAAAGAAACCUUGAGGUUAUACCCAGUAUUGCCAGGAAAUGGAAGAGUGACCCAAAAAGACUUGAUUGUUGGAGGAUACUUGAUACCUAAGGGGACGCAGCUGGCACUCUGUCACUAUACCACUUCAUACAGCGAAGAAAAUUUCUCAAUGGCCAAUGAGUUCCGACCUGAGCGCUGGCUGAGGAAAGAUAAUUUGGACAGAGUAGACAAUUUUGGUUCCAUCCCCUUUGGUUAUGGCAUUCGAAGUUGUAUAGGAAAAAGAAUUGCAGAGCUGGAAAUUCAUCUUGCACUGAUCCAGUUGCUUCAGAAUUUUGAGAUCAAAAUUUCUCCCAAAACCAAACCAGUUCGUGCCAAAACCCAUGGACUUUUGACUCCUGGAAACUCGAUCAACGUGCGGUUUUCUGACAGAAAGUGAGACUCACAUGUUUUGCAUAUACUUGUGUGAUUUUCAUGGAAACAGACUUGCAUCUUACAGAUGUUUAAUCACACUUGUUAUCUGGUUUGUAGGUAUUUGGCAGAACGAUCAAGUAUUAUUUUCUGCCUUAGUUCUGGCAGUACAUUGAAGAAAUUACCUCUACUAUAAUUACAUAUAUGAAAAUAUAUACUGAAAAAAAAAUCCUUCUUGCACUGGGAAUCUCCUUUUACCUGGAAUUCAGAUGUGUCAGUAUCAUUCAAUGGUUUUGUUACAUUGCUUUGUCAUAAAAGUCGGCUAUUCAGUGAGUCUAUUUGAGAGCAAGAGGAUUACUAUAUAAUGUGAAAAUUGAAAAUUGGCUGCAUUUAUGAGUUUGCAUUUUCCCAUUUGUUGUCCUCUAGUGUUUUUUUUUGGAAGUUUCCACCUAACACUGAAAUCUCGAGAUAAUUUUUCUCUGGUCUGUAAAAAUAGUUACUCUGAGUGUAUUAAGACAUUAAUACAGUAAUAUGAAAAGUAAAGAUGGAAAAAAAACAAUUUAUGUGACUUUGUUUAGACUUGAAAUACAGAGCAAUUAAAAAAAUUUCUUCAAACGUGAUCCCCAUAAAAUGUUUCUUUUUUUUUUAAUAAAAAAUAUUAAAAAUUAAAGAUUAAAUGUCACAUUGUAGAAUUAUGAACCCAGACAUUGUCCUUAUCACCAAAGCAUAAGAUGAGUGGAAUAACACAAACCACUUUAACUAUUCUAGCUAAUAUUAUGCCAAAACCAAGUGUAAAUAAUAAGGAUGAAGUAGUUGUUAUAUUUUUACCAUUUAAUUAAAAUAUUACUCUUAACUAUGUUCACAGUUCUUCAACAGUAGGAACUGGAAACUUCCCAUUGUAACAUGCUGAACCCACAGGCAGGUGCACAGUUGCCUUUUGUAGGAUGGAAAUACGACUACUGAAGUAUUUGGAGAUUUUUUUUUUUUUACCAUCUGGUGGUUAAUACAAAGAGUGAACACCUGAAAGGGUUUUUAAAUUAUUUUCUUUUUCUUAUGGUAACAAACAGAAAAGUCUUUCUUGCAUGGUACUUUAGUCUUUAGGUAACUUUAGUGUCACUGCACUAACCUUAUGUUCUCAUUUUGAGAGAAACGUUAUACCUGGGGUCCAUGUUGUGCCUUGAAUGAUGCUCCAACCUGCAUAUCCUAACAUGAGAUUAACUAUGUAAUGAUGUAAAGUUAAGUGUUUACAUGUCAGGUUCUGACUGUUAAUUGUGAGGUAGUUUACGUUUGGAUAAUGGUAAACUUUUCAGUUUACAGAGUUAGAAAAAACUUGUGCAACUCAGUUUUUACAAUGAUAACAUUUUCUUUGCUCAUCCAGCUAUAUGAAGUCAAAGAGUUUACAAAUUAAAUAACGCACUGUGGUUUUAAUAGCCUAAAUGAAAUGUCACAAAGCUAACUACUGCAAUCAUCUUAUUGUAGUAUUUUGGUUACUCUUUGUAGGGCCUUUUCAAAGUCUUGUCUAAGGAAAAACAAAAAAAAAAUUCCCUUGUAUGGAUCUUGCUUAUAAAAUGAUGACACUAAACAAAAUUGAUCUGAUCUGUGAGAAGAUUAAAUGUUUACAUGGUCACUUUUACCUUUGAGAAGAGGAGGCUGAGGGGAGACCUUAUUGCUCUCUACAACUACCUGAAAGGAGGUUGUGGAGAGGAGGGAGCUGGCCUCUUCUCCCAAGUGACAGGGGACAGGACAAGGGGGAAUGGCCUCAAGCUCCGCCAGGGGAGGUUCAGACUGGACAUCAGGAAAAAAAUUUUUCACGGAAAGGGUCAUUGGCCACUGGAAUAGGCUGCCCAGGGAGGUGGUUGAGUCACCUUCCCUGGAGGUGUUUAGGGACAGGUGGACGAAGUUCUGACGGGAAUGGUUUAGGGACUGUUAAGAAUGGUUGGACUCGAUGACCCAGUGGGUCCCUUCCAACCUGGUGAUUCUAUGAUUCUAUGAUAUAGAAUGCUAAUCCUGUAUUGGGCAUAAAUAUUUACUAUAAGAAAACCAGGUAAUCUGUGGGGAGUUUUUUCCUUGAAUGAGCAUGCCUUCUCAUGCUGUUUUCCAAGGCCGCACAUUAUGCCUUUUUUUUUCCCUUUUCCUUUGUGUUUUCCAAUUGUCCCCAUCCUAAAUAGUAUGAAGAAAAUUCUGUUUGCCAGAGCCAGUUGACAUCCCAAAGGGGAUAUUUUGCAAGGUCUGUUUUAAAAGUCUGUAGAUUGAGUAUUUUGCUCCAUAACUCUGCCUGAUUUUGUUGACUUGGGGACCAAAGAGCCCAAGCCUUGAAUCCAAAUUUGGAUUCUGUAUGGUGCCUUCCUUUUGCAUUGUCAUAGCAUCAUUAGAAACACAAGUGAUUGCUAUGUUGCAGUACAUUUGCUACUUGAUAUCAAUCCCUAAGUAAUAUAUCACUGUAGAAGAGGGAAGAGGUAUUCUAAAAUGCUUUUUUAAAUAUUUUCGUGGAAACAGAA